GGCUGCCGCGGGCAGGGGGCGGGGCCGGGGCAGGCCCACUGCUUCCUGCGGAAGCGCGCUGGCGGAGCCGCUCCUUCUGCCCGCUCCGCUCUGCCGCCAUCAUGGGUCGCAUGCACGCUCCGGGAAAGGGCCUGUCCCAGUCCGCCUUGCCCUACAGGCGCAGCGUGCCCACGUGGCUGAAACUUACUUCUGAUGAUGUUAAGGAACAGAUCUACAAGUUGGCUAAAAAAGGCCUGACUCCCUCCCAAAUUGGUGUGAUCCUGAGGGAUUCCCAUGGUGUUGCCCAGGUUCGCUUUGUUACUGGCAACAAGAUUCUGAGAAUCCUGAAAUCAAAGGGACUGGCCCCAGACCUCCCAGAGGAUCUUUAUCACCUGAUCAAGAAAGCAGUUGCUGUUCGCAAGCAUCUUGAGAGAAACAGAAAGGACAAAGAUGCCAAGUUCCGCCUGAUUCUGAUUGAGAGCAGGAUCCAUAGGCUGGCUCGCUACUACAAAACCAAGAGAGUGCUGCCACCCAACUGGAAGUAUGAAUCAUCAACAGCUUCUGCCCUGGUCGCAUAAGAGCUGGCUGUGACUAACUGAAAGAAUAAAUUUUCGUUACCCGA
Haemorhous mexicanus (house finch) is the source of this 601-nucleotide messenger RNA. It is a transcript of the gene RPS13, whose product is annotated as ribosomal protein S13. Gene Ontology annotation, biological process: translation. Bases 102 to 557 code for a protein of 151 amino acids. Lineage: Eukaryota; Metazoa; Chordata; Aves; Passeriformes; Fringillidae. Gene Ontology annotation, cellular component: cytosolic small ribosomal subunit; ribosome; nucleolus. Gene Ontology annotation, molecular function: small ribosomal subunit rRNA binding; structural constituent of ribosome. The transcript is spliced from 6 exons. The record is from RefSeq and is a predicted model, not a curated record.